This is a messenger RNA of Micropterus salmoides (largemouth bass), 1427 nucleotides long. Its product is annotated as ceramide-1-phosphate transfer protein-like. Gene Ontology annotation, cellular component: cytoplasm; cytosol; membrane. The transcript is spliced from 6 exons. The coding region runs from base 169 to 1086 and encodes 305 amino acids. NCBI's taxonomy places the organism in Eukaryota, Metazoa, Chordata, Actinopteri, Centrarchiformes, Centrarchidae. Gene Ontology annotation, molecular function: ceramide 1-phosphate transfer activity; ceramide 1-phosphate binding. Gene Ontology annotation, biological process: ceramide transport; intermembrane lipid transfer. The record is from RefSeq and is a predicted model, not a curated record.
CAAACAACCUUUAACCCCAAGGACAGAGUGAGAGAGAGCAUGUAAUGACAAGAGACGGCUUGUUAACAGUGUGUGUGUUUUAAUGUGUGAAAGAGUGAGGCGUUAAAAGGGAGAGUGUGUGUUUGCGUUUGUUUUUUGGUGUGUGUGUGUGUGUGUUUUGCGGUCUCCAUGGUUUUCCUCAGACGGACAGCGCUCCUUCGCUACCUGCUGCUGUCGGCCACGUUGGCUCUGCUCCUCUUCAUCAGCUCCUUCUGGCUACCUCAGGGUGGAGUCAGAGACUGUGGCAGCGCCUGGCAGCCGUGUUUGAAUUUUUACCACCUAACACCUGAACCUCCAUUGGUCCCUGGGGAGUGGGCGGGACCUAAUGGAGCUUCGCCCCUCAUCCAGGAGUGUCCUGGCCAAUCGUUUCAGGCCUGGCGUCUGCUGCUGCAUUUAAAGUCCAGCCUGGCAGGUGCUGAUGACAUCCUGCUGGAGCCGUACCUGCAGAGCUGGGAUCAGCUCCUCAAUUUCAUGGAGUCUCUUGGGACGAUUGUCAGUUUAUUUUCUCAGAAGGUGAAGGAAAAGGUCGACCUGAUACGAGAGCUGUCACUCAGACACAGUAUAGAGGCUCAUGGGAAACGGCCGCUACAAACCCCAGCAUCAUUUGGACUCAAAAACGGGGCGUAUCGUUCAGUUCGAUCCAUGAUAGAGGCGGAGCUAAAAGCUGGUGUGGUCAACUUCUCCCAUCGUACAGAUUCGGGCUGCAGGACGCUUCUGCGUCUGCAUCGAUCUCUGCUGUGGUUGAAGCUGAUGUUGGAGGGUUUGGCUGAAGGACCAGACGCAGACGGACGAUUCAAAACACCUGGAGAGCUGUGCAGGGAUGCAUACAAGGUGGCGUUGGCGCCCCACCACCCCUGGGUGCUCCGCCAGGCUGCAGAGUUUGUCUUCCUCGCUCUCCCAGACAGACAGUACUUCCUGCAGCUGGUGUGUGUAAAGAGCCAAUGGGAGGCCACGCCCGUCCUGCAAGUCAUCAUCCACGCCCUGACGCUGGUGCACACGCAAACUCAGCAAAUCCUGGCCGAACACAACAUGCUGGAGCUGCCCUAACUGACGCAACUCAACACCCCGAUUGUACGUACAAAAGUUCUGUGAAGACCUUCAAGUGUCGGGAAAAGACUAGAAACCACAACUCUGGGUGUCAGACCAGUAUAACAGUAUAACACCUCUUUAAAAAGUCCACGAGGGUGUAUAAACUUUUUACAGACACUGUGGGAAUAGUUUUACACUCUGGUUUGCUACAAAAAAUUUAUAUUUAUAUUUUUCACAGAAUGUAGUUUUAUUAUGGUCACAUAUGUUGUAUAGUAACAAGCAGGGUCACUUUUUUUUUUUUUUUAACAGUGUACAUGUAUGUAAGCUGUAUGCUGUUCAUUUGGCUGCAGAAGUAAAAA